Messenger RNA from Neodiprion fabricii, 2481 nucleotides. RefSeq lists its product as uncharacterized. NCBI's taxonomy places the organism in Eukaryota, Metazoa, Arthropoda, Insecta, Hymenoptera, Diprionidae. The transcript has 4 exons. Gene Ontology annotation, molecular function: nucleic acid binding. The coding region runs from base 1 to 2481 and encodes 826 amino acids. Gene Ontology annotation, biological process: DNA integration. The record is from RefSeq and is a predicted model, not a curated record.
AUGGAGAUAGAUUCGGGUGCGGGAGUAUCGGCCAUAUCAAAGAAUUGCUACGAAAAAUGGUUUGCGGAAAUACCAUUAAUAACAUCGAAGAUUUCAUUGCGGACAUACGAUAAGCAGAAAUUACCACCACUAGGGUACGUUCAAGUCGAAGCAGAGAAAAACUAUGUUAAAAGCAAGGAAUUAUUAUAUGUAGUUAGCGAAGGUAGCUGGCCGAUAAUGGGCAGAAAUUGGCUGCAGGCAUUUGGGAUGUGGCCGCUAGUUUUUCCAAACGAUCCGCGAGAACAUAUAAAUAGUACCAUCGCCCAAACAAGUGACGAUGACGUGACAAAAAGAAAACAAAUAACAUGUCAACUCCAAAAAGAAUUUCCAGGCGUGUUCGCAGCGGGUAUCGGAACUUUCACUAAAGCCGAAUUGAAAUUAACGUUGAUUGAGGGAGCCACGCCGAAAUUUCUGCAGCCAAGAAAAAUGCCCUGGGCAUUGCGCGAUAAAGUAGAGAAUGAAUUAGCCAGAUUACAGCAGCUUGCAAUUAUAUCACCAGUAGAAUAUUCCGAUUGGGGCACGCCAAUUGUGCCAGUUUUGAAGAGUAACGGUACAUUACGUUUAUGCGGAGAUUAUAAAGUGACUUUAAAUAAAUAUCUUGAGGUCGAUCGCUACCCCUUACCGCGAGUUGAAGAAGUUUUAGAGACAUUAAGAGGUGGAAAAAUAUUCACAAAAUUGGACCUAUCAGAAGCCUACCAACAGCUACCAUUAACACAAGAAUCUCAAAAACUAGUGGUAAUCAGUACUCAUAUCGGAUUGUUUAAAUACCACAGGUUGCCGUACGGGGUAGCGACGGGACCAGGAUCAUUUCAAAGGGUCAUGACUUCUCUAUUAUUAGGCAUACCGGGCACGAUCGUUUUUAUUGACGAUAUUCUCAUUACAGCGGCAACACUAGAAAUACAUACAUACAGAGUGCGAGAGGUACUAAAGCGUUUAAACGAGGGAGAGGCGAAAAUAAAGAGUGUAAAAGAUGCACCAAAACCAAAGGACGUGUCGGAAUUGAGAAGCUUUUUGGGGUCGAUCAAUUAUUACGGUCGUUUUAUUGAAAAUAUGGCCCAGAAAUUGCGGGCUCUUUACGAAUGUCUCGAGAAAGAUAAAUUCCAGUGGACGGAGGUCUGUGACAAAACUUUUGAAAAAAUCAAACGCGAACUCGUGUCCGAUAAAAUCUUAGCGCACUUCGACCCCCAAAAGCAGACAGUUCUCACUUGCGAUGCAUCCCCGUAUGGGAUAAGUGCCGUGUUGGCGCACAGAGAUGAGGAAGAUUCAGCAGCUUUAGCGCGUAUAUUCGAUCCGAGUAAAGCGAUCCCAGAGAUCGCAGCAGCACGAUUGCAAAGAUGGGCACUAUUUCUCGCGCCGUUUGAGUAUACUAUUAAACACAUUCAAGGGAAAAAAAAUUAUGCAGACUGGUUAAGUAGACUACCAUUGCCGAAAACAAAAGAUGAUGCUAAAGAAUUUCCGAUUUUACAGAGUACGAUGUAUACCCAUGUGAAUUGCGUUAAAGACUAUGAUUUCGCGACCCUCGAUUGGAAGGCGGCAUGCCGCGCUUGUUUAGAAACUAAAAAAUCGCCGCCGAAAAUUGCUUUGACACCGUGGGCUUGGCCUACAACACCGUGGCACAGAAUACAUGCGGAUUUCUUGGGGCCUUUUAACGGUAAAACGGUACUCGUGAUAAUGGACAGCCAUUCAAAAUGGCCCGAAGCUAUAAUCAUGCAAUCGAUGAGCGAAUCUCAUACGAUAAAAGCGUUCGAGGAAGUGUUUGCUCGACAUGGGUACCCUGCUCAUUUGAUUACCGACAAUUAUUCGACGUUCGUAGGUAAAGCGUUUCAGUCAUUGCUAAAAGUAGGGGGUGUUAGACACAGUACAACGCCACCGUAUUGUCCGGCUACAAAUGGAGCGGCGGAGAAUUUUGUGGGGACUUUCAAACGCAAAGUCGCAUGUAUUAUGGCGGACGGUUUUAAUCUCCAAGAAGCAAUAACUAAAUUCUUAUUUGAUUAUCGUAGCACCCCCCAUGCCACCACACAAAGGACUCCAGCGAGUUUAGCACUCGGUAGAGAACUCAAAACUCGUUUUUCACGACUUCGGUCGACGCCGGUCAACGAGUGCAUAGUCACCCAUCAAUCGCGUCACAUUCAAAAUUAUGCGGGGAAAAGAGAAAGUACAUUAAAAGUCGGUGAUUCGGUGAUGGCUCGAGAAUAUAAACAGGGGGGAAAAGCAGCGUGGAAACCGGGCACUGUAGAGAAAGAAUUAGUAGCGGGCGUCACGUAUCUCAUUCGCAUCGACGAAAAGACAGUUUGGAAAAGACACGCAAACCAGUUGAUCAAGUUUGAUGGUUCGAUUGUAGCAGAACAAAACGAGGCUGAAAAGAAGCAGCAGACCUUACUACAGCCUAGGCCCAUGGUUCGUCGAUCGGAGCGGUUACAAAAUAAGAAGGGGGAGAUGUAG